AAUUGCCUGCGCCCUGUCAUCUGUCAUCCUGUCAAAUACUAAGCAUAACCGGUCAAACUUUGCGAUGCGAAGUGAAAAUCGUAACAGCGAAAGAUGGGUUUCAUCGAGGACACUUUCGUGAUUCUCAUAACACAGGUGGAAAUUUGUUUCCACUACGAAAAUCAGUUUUAUCGAUACUUCCUGAACUGUGAUUAAGGUUAUAAAGAGAGUAAUUUUCUUCUUAGGAGGAUGGGUAUUCUUUGUGAAGAAAUUAUUCAGGGAUUAUGAAGUUCAUCAUAGAUUAGUGCAACUAAUUUUUUCAACAACCUUUUCAUUGUCAUGCACCAUGUUUGAAUUAAUUAUUUUUGAAAUAGCAGGGGUGCUUGACUCAAGUUCUAGAUAUUUUCAUUGGAACGCUGGCCUUUAUAUGCUUCUAUUUAUGGUGAUAGUUCUGAUACCAUUUUAUAUAGCAUAUUUUAUCAUCAGCAAUAUCAGAUUUGUAAGACUGAAUCUAAUACGGCCACUGACAGUUAUCAUAUAUCUUUUUUAUCUCUACUUAUUUUGGAAAGUGGGCGAUCCUUUUCCCAUAUUAAGCCCCAAGAAAGGAUUGCUGUCUAUAGAACAAGGCGUCAGUCGAAUAGGAGUUAUUGGUGUCACAGUAAUGGCUCUUCUCUCGGGUUUCGGUGCUGUAAAUUAUCCGUACACCUCAAUGGCUUAUUUUAUGCGUCCGGUUUCUUAUGCGGAUGUACAGUCUAUAGAAAAACGAUUGUUACAAACUAUGGACAUGAUUAUCGCGAAAAAAAAAAGAAUUGCCUUAGCUAAAAAAGGCGAAGCCGUUGGACAAACUGAAACUCGAUCUCGAUUAUGGGGGAUGUUAAAUCCAUUGGGUGGUACAAAAGGAAACCAAGAAACUAUCAAACAAUUACAAAUCGAAGUUACUGCUUUAGAAGAGUUAUCACGACAAUUAUUUUUGGAAGCGCAUGAUAUACAAAAUGCAAGAGAACGUUUAAAAUGGGCUGCCACUUGGCAAGGAAAAUAUUUUAAUUUUCUGGGUUAUUUCUUCUCUUUAUACUGCACUUGGAAAAUAUUUAUUUCUACGAUCAAUAUAGUAUUUGAUCGGGUUGGCAAGAAAGAUCCUGUGACUAGAGGAAUUGAAAUCGCAGUUCAUUGGAUUGGUUUCAACAUCGAUGUCACAUUCUGGUCACAGCACAUUUCUUUUUAUCUCGUCGGUUGUAUUGUUGUAACAUCCAUACGUGGAUUACUGUUAACUCUGACAAAGUUUUUCUAUGCUAUAUCAAGCAGCAAAUCAUCAAAUAUUAUUGUACUUAUACUUGCUCAAAUAAUGGGAAUGUAUUUUGUAUCUUCUGUACUUCUUAUGCGAAUGAAUAUGCCAGCAGAAUAUCGCAUCAUAAUAACACAAGUAUUAGGAGAAUUACAGUUUAAUUUUUAUCAUAGGUGGUUUGAUGUUAUUUUUUUGGUAUCAGCGUUAUCAUCAAUAGUGUUUUUAUAUUUAGCUCAUAAACAUGCACCGACGGAACGCAUAUAACGAAAUAAAGGUUACUUUUUAUUUAAA
Cataglyphis hispanica is the source of this 1552-nucleotide messenger RNA. RefSeq names its product Golgi pH regulator (gene GPHR). The record is from RefSeq and is a predicted model, not a curated record. The transcript has 8 exons. Gene Ontology annotation, biological process: intracellular pH reduction. Gene Ontology annotation, cellular component: Golgi cisterna membrane. The coding region runs from base 326 to 1525 and encodes 399 amino acids. NCBI's taxonomy places the organism in Eukaryota, Metazoa, Arthropoda, Insecta, Hymenoptera, Formicidae. Gene Ontology annotation, molecular function: voltage-gated monoatomic anion channel activity.